Molecule: messenger RNA, 709 nt
Organism: Conger conger (European conger)
Lineage: Eukaryota; Metazoa; Chordata; Actinopteri; Anguilliformes; Congridae
Gene: ndufa7
Product: NADH:ubiquinone oxidoreductase subunit A7
Exons: 4
Coding region: 226-555 (109 amino acids)
Biological process (GO): ATP synthesis coupled electron transport; mitochondrial electron transport, NADH to ubiquinone
Cellular component (GO): mitochondrial inner membrane
Source: RefSeq, a predicted model, not a curated record
ACCGAGUUCCGCUUCCGCUAAGCUAUAGUAAAUUAAAACUCGGGCAUAAAAUGUUCUGUGGAGUUAUGGAAACUUGGAAUUAAAUUGCAUUAAAUUCGUCUGAGGUACACUGAGACAGUUGAAUAAUACAUUCCUCACUAGCACGUUCAAUAUCAAUUAGACACUAGGGUCAAACCCCUUCAACUAACCCUUGUGAAUGCUGGGAUACUGCCCUUGACAGCAGCAAUGGCGUCCGCAACAAAAAUAAUUCAACGGAUCCGAAACUACUUAUCGGGGCAAGAUCUUCAGGCAAAGCUUCAGCUUCGUUACGGCGAGAUCGCAAAGAGGACUCAACCACCCCCCAAACUUGCAGUUGGACCUAGCCACAAGUUUGCCCAUAAUUACUACUAUACCCGAGAUGGGCGCAGGGAGUCUCAGCCACCAACCGUAGUGAUGUCUGCGCAAAAGGCUUUGGCAGCUGGCAGCGAAACUCCAGCGGUACCGGAGAAGCGUGCAGUUGUGCCUGGGCCUUUCCUGAAGGAAUUGCCACUGUCUACAGACCAACCAUACCUUUGAUGUCCUAUGAGUCCCAUGCUAUUUAUCAGUCAACCAUACCAUCUCAGAAUAGUUUGACCAAUUCACUUAUUCGAUGACUCAAGCUGUAUUCUGAAUACUGUUGUACUUUUCUGUUUUCUCUUCACAUGUAAUAAUAAAGUAUCCUGUCCUUGAA